AUGGAUCUAACCACAGGACUUGAGAGUUCCUCACUACUAAGAGAGGUGGAGGGGGUCCCCCUUUUUGCUGCAACUGCAGAUAAUUGGAGCCAGAUUCAGAACUUUGAGGCCAAGCCUGAUGAUCUCCUCAUCUGUACCUACCCUAAGUCAGGGACAACAUGGAUUCAAGAAAUUGUGGAUAUGAUUGAACAGAAUGGGGAUGUGAAUAAAUGCCAGAGAGCAGUCAUUCAGCAACGCCAUCCUUUUAUAGAAUGGGCAAGGCCACCCCAACCCUCUGGUGUGAAAAAUGCCGAAGCAAUGCCCUCUCCGCGAAUACUGAGGACUCACCUUCCCACUCAACUAUUACCUCUGUCUUUCUGGAAAAAGGACUGCAAGUUUCUAUAUGUAGCUAGAAAUGGCAAAGACUGCAUGGUUUCCUACUACUAUUUCCAAAAGAUGAAUCAAAUGCUUCCUGACCCUGGUACCUGGGAGGAAUAUUUUGAAAAGUUUACUAAAGGAAAAGUGAAUUGGGGUUCCUGGUAUGACCAUGUGAAAGGAUGGUGGGAAAUAAAAGAAAGAUAUAAAGUUCUUUUCAUUUUCUAUGAGGAUAUUAAAAAAGAUCCAAAGAAUGAAAUUCGGAAGGUGAUGCAGUUCAUGGGAAAGAAUUUGGAUGAAACAGUACUAGAUAAAAUUGUCCAUGAAACAUCAUUUGAGAAAAUGAAAGAAAAUCCUAUGACAAAUCGUUCUACGGUUCCCAAAUCUAUUCUGGACCAGUCCAUUUCCCCAUUCAUGAGAAAAGGAACUGUUGGAGAUUGGAAAAACCACUUCACUGUGGCUCAGAAUGAGAAGUUUGAUGAAAUCUAUAGGGAAAAGAUGGGAGGAACUUCAAUAAACUUCUGCAUGGAACUCUGA
Molecule: messenger RNA, 891 nt
Organism: Suncus etruscus (white-toothed pygmy shrew)
Lineage: Eukaryota; Metazoa; Chordata; Mammalia; Eulipotyphla; Soricidae
Product: sulfotransferase 1C2-like
Exons: 7
Coding region: 1-891 (296 amino acids)
Biological process (GO): sulfation
Cellular component (GO): cytoplasm
Molecular function (GO): sulfotransferase activity
Source: RefSeq, a predicted model, not a curated record